AUGCGUGUCAAUCACGAUGGCCCGACUAACAUAGUCGCCAACACAGCAGUCGACGACAUCGCGCAGAACAGCCCAACCGCUGAACGAGAUGGCCACCUCAUUCCCCAACGAGACGGGACAGGCUAUACAGUGCGGGAACAGCCAUAUGGCACCAAGCGUGAGGUCAAAGUCAUCCUCAUGGGCGCUGGCGCCUCGACACUCAACUUCUUGAAGAAGGCGGAAGAACAGAUGCAGAACGUGAAGAUAACAGUGUACGAGAAGAACCAUGAUGUUGGCGGGACAUGGCUGGAGAACCGAUAUCCAGGUUGUGCUUGCGACAUCCCUUCCGUGAACUAUCAGUUCAGCUGGGCUAUCAAGUUGUGGACACACUUCUACUCAUAUUCCCCCGAGAUAUGGGAGUACAUCAAGGACAUCUACGACAAGCAUGACUUCGUCAACAAAUAUAUCAAGCUACAACAUCAGAUCAACCAUGUGGAGUGGAACGAAGAGAAGGGGAAGUGGGUGCUGAGGGUGAAGAACAUCGUCAGUGGAGAAGAGUUCGAGGACGAGGCAGAAUACUUUAUCAAUGCUGGUGGCGUUUUGAACAAUUGGAAAUGGCCAGACGUCCCUGGACUGCAUGACACUUUCAAAGGCAAAGUCAUGCACUCGGCAGCGUAUGAAGAGGGAUACGACCUCGAGAACAAACGUGUCGCAGUCUUGGGCGCCGGUAGCAGUGGAGUACAGAUCGUCGCGAAGUUACAACCAAAGGUCAAACAGCUCUACCACUGGAUUCGGUCUCCCAUCUGGAUCACAGCAGGCUUUGCUCAAACGUGGGCCGGAAAGGACGGCGCAAACUUCGAGUACACCCCGGAACAGCGCGAAUAUCUCGAACGGAACCCCAAGGAGUAUCUCAGAUAUCGCAAGCAGGUUGAGAACGAGCUCAAUCAGAGGUUCAAGUUCAUCAUCAAAGGCAGUGAAGAAGCAAGAGUUGCCCGGGAUUUCUCCUAUGACCAGAUGGCGCGCAAGCUUAACAACGAUGAGAGACUCUGCGAUAAGAUUAUUCCCAAGAACUUCAACCCUGGCUGUCGUCGCCCUACGCCUGCACCAGGCUAUCUCGAAGCUCUCGUCGCCGACAAUGCAACAAUCUUCACGGAAGCUACUGACAAGUUUACAGAACAUGGCUUCCUAGACCAAGCCGGCACCGAGCACGAAGUCGACGUUGUGAUCUGUGCCACCGGGUUCGAUACAUCCUGGCUACCACGCUUCCCCUUCCGUGCACAUGGGAAAGACAUUCGCGAUAUCUGGACUCCGGAAGAAGGCGUCACUUCCUAUCUGAGUAUUGGCGUUCCAGGCAUGCCAAACCAUUUUUCCUUCUGUGGUCCCUAUGGUCCACUCGGUCACGGUUCCUUCAUGCCCUUGAUCGAACGCUGGACGCAGUACAUGUUCGAUGUCAUCAGUAAAGCCCAAGUCGAGAACAUCAAGUCUUUCACCCCAAAGAUGAAGCCUUGCCAACAAUUCCGUCAGCAUGCCGAUCUAUUCUUGAAGAGAACAGCGUGGACGAGCCCUUGUCGUAGCUGGUUCAAGCAAGGCAAGAGGGAUGGGCAGGCGGCGAUCUGGCCGGGAAGCAGACUGCACUUCCUGCACCUGCUAGAACGACCGCGAUAUGAAGACUACGAGAUUGACUACUGGGACGAUAACAUGUUUGCUUUCCUGGGCAAUGGAUUUGAUACGAGGGAGUUUGAUGGAAGGGAUAUCACGCAUUAUCUGGGACUUUUGGACGAUGAAGACGUGCAGCCGAAGUAUGAUGAUGAGCUCAUGAAUAAGAUGGCGGGCUGGGCUGUUGGGAAGUAG
Fulvia fulva is the source of this 1830-nucleotide messenger RNA. Its product is annotated as FAD-binding monooxygenase moxY. The coding region runs from base 1 to 1830 and encodes 609 amino acids. The transcript is spliced from 2 exons. Gene Ontology annotation, molecular function: N,N-dimethylaniline monooxygenase activity; flavin adenine dinucleotide binding; NADP binding. The record is from RefSeq and is a predicted model, not a curated record. NCBI's taxonomy places the organism in Eukaryota, Fungi, Ascomycota, Dothideomycetes, Mycosphaerellales, Mycosphaerellaceae.